ACAAGCAAAGGAGAGUCGUAGUAAGAGGGAAAAGAAAAAGAAGGAGGGAAGUACGGAGAGACAGGGCUGUAGAAAAGAAGGAGGUGCCUGGGGUGGGACAGGCAGAGUGCAGAUAUGAGACACCGAGAUAGCAGAAGAAAGGGGGAGUGACAUUGAAACAAGUGGAGAAGGGUCGGAGAUACAGUGAUUGAUACGGAGUGAAGCAGGUUGGUCCCGAGACCUGGAACUUGUCAGCACCAGGGACAGAGACCCCAUCACCGCCACACACAGGUCUCAGUCCCACACCGGCCAAGCCUGUGUCAGACCGUCUCACAGUGCAUCGUUCUCGGCCCUGCAGAAUGGUGAUGUUGGUUCCCCUCUUACUUAUUGGUUUGUGCCGUUCGAGCUCGGGGUUUAAUGUGGACACUCAGUUCCCGGUGCUGAAGGAAGCCGGGGUGCCCGGAGGUCUCUUUGGCUUCUCGGUGUCUCUUCACCAGCAACUUGAGGGAGAGAAGCGAUACCUCUUGCUUUCUGGUGCUCCUCAGGACGUGGCGCCUCCCGGUGUAAAUGCUAACAGGACAGGGGCACUCUAUGCCUGUCCCAUAACUACCUCUACUUCAGACUGUUUUAGAGUUCCUAUUGAUCAAAAAAGUGACCCUAAAAGUAACAUACUUGAGAAUAUGUGGAUGGGAGUUACAGUGCAGUCACAGGGACCUGGAGAAAGAGUUCUGGUUUGUGCGCACAGGUACACUGCAGUUCAGUGGUCAGGUAAUGAGGACCAACGUAGGAUGAUUGGGAAAUGCUAUGUACGGGGGAAUGACCUGGACUUCAAUGACAGUGACGACUGGCAGACGUACCACAAUGAGCAAUGCAACUCUAAUACUGACCACGAGGGCACAGGCAUGUGCCAGCUUGGUAUGAGUGGAGGUUUUACCAAGAAUAUGCUUUACUUUGGGGCACCAGGAGCAUAUGAUUGGCAAGGUACAAACUAUGUUUUACAGAGACAAUCAAACUGGGACUUGACUGAAAUCUCUUACGCUAAUGUAAAGGAGCGCAACAUAUAUAUAGGAUACACAAUGCAGAUUGGCACUGGCAUCCUUCAGAAGGACCAGGAAACUGUGGUAUCAGGGGCACCUCGAUGGGAGCAUAAAGGUGCUGUGUACCUGCUGGAGCUGCAAGGGAACAGCAUGGCGCUCAGACAGGUCAUCAGUGGGAAGCAGGUUGGAUCCUACUUUGGCUGCUCCAUUGCUCUUGCUGACCUGAACAAUGAUGGGUGGCAGGACAUCAUAGUUGGUGCCCCGUAUUACUUUGAUCGUAAGGAGGAGGUGGGAGGUGCUGUGUACGUAUUCACUAAUGAGGCAGGACAUUUCAGCAACGAGUCAUCACUAAUUCUGCGUGGCCCUAGUAGGUCAGGCUUUGGUUUUGCACUGGCAAAUAUUGGAGACAUCAACCAAGAUGGAUUUACAGACCUGGCAGUAGGAGCUCCUUUUGAAGGACCUGGUAAAGUUUACAUCUAUCACAGUAAUGCUCAGGGUUUACAACCUGAACCACGACAGGUUAUUAAUGGCUCUCAGGUGGGCAGCAUCUCUACGUUUGGGUAUUCUCUCAGCGGAGGCUUGGAUGUAGAUGACAAUUCAUACCCAGACCUGCUUGUGGGCAGUCUAAAUGACCGUAUUGCCUUGUUGAGGUCUCGUCCUGUGAUCAACAUCUCCAAGACUUUCUCUGUGUCUCCUUCUCUUGUGGAUCCCAGCAAAUGUAACAAAACCUCUUGUAUGGAGGUCAAACUUUGCUUUUCCUACACACUGAGCACUGGAAACCCAAACUACAAGAAAAACAUCACUCUGCAAUAUACACUGGAAGGUGAUAAAGACAGACGACCAGUCCGAGUGCACUUCUUCAACUCUUCUGGAUCUGUUUACAAGGGCUUCUUCUCAAUGCCGGACACCACAUGUCAGACUAUGCAGCUGCUUUUAUUGGAAAAUAUCAGGGAUAAGCUGCACCCGAUCCGUCUGUACCUGAACUAUAGCAUCUUGGAGAGAGAUGCAAAGGGACGAGGAUCCGUUCGCUCACUGGAUAAUUACCCUGUGCUGAGCCAGUAUCAAAACAACUACCAGGAACUGGAGAUUCACUUUCAAAAGGAGUGUGGCUUAGACAAUGUCUGCAGGAGCAAUCUAAAAAUGCAGUAUGAGUAUACAUGGGACAAUCAAGAGCCCCUUCCAAGAGUAGAUAAUCUACAAGUUCUGCAAUACAACCGUGAUGUUAAUAAGCUUCACCUGAGGAUCACAGUGACAAACUCACAAGGAGAUGAUGCCCAUGAGGCUCGCUUGAACAUCACAGUUCCCCCUGAGUUGGUCAUCUCAGCAACGCGUCCUCCUGGGGUCUGUACUUUGGAAGAACCAAUUCUGUGUGAUUUGGGCAACCCGUUUAAGAAGAAUCAGAAGGCUGAGAUUGUGAUACUUUUCGAAAUAUCGGGAAUCUCAUUGUGGACAAGAGAGGUGAAAACAGGACUACAGCUAAGCACGCUCAGUUUUCAAACAGACCUUGAUCAGCAAUCAGCUGUUCUCUUAGUUGAUUACACUGUCCAGACUGACUUCAGUGUGGCACCCAAAGAGUUUCAGACCUACUUCAGUGGUGAGGUGAUGGGAGAGUCUGCCAUGAAGACAGUCCAGGACAUGGGAAGUCCUGUGCAGUUUACGUUUUUGGUACAGAAUCAAGGGGAGCCCCUGAAAUCUGCAGGAAAGCUGGUCUUUGUAGUGGAUUGGCCAUAUGAAGUGACCAAUGGGAAGUGGCUGAUUUAUCCCACAGAGGUUAAAGUGAAAACAGAUAAAGAGAGGUCAUGUGAGCCCCCUGGUGAUAUCAUAGACCCUUUAAACAUCACACUGAUUAAUGCAAGGCGAAAGAAGAGAGAAAUUGAAAAUCUCCAAUUCCCUCAAGAUGUGCAGAGUUUGGCAUCCACCAAAAGAGAUCAUUCAGAAGUUACGCUAACUUGUGGUGGAGGAGCAAAUUGUUUGCGGUUUUCCUGUACUCUGGAUGACGUUGAGAAAUCUGCUACUGUCAUAGUGCGAGGACGAGUUUGGAACAGCACAUUCCUCGAGGAUUACAGACAUUUGGACAGAGUGACAGUGAAAGCGGCAGCUGAACUUUACCUGCAGACAGACAUUCCCUCUGUAAACAUGAAAAACCAUUCUGUACAGUUCUCUGUUGUUAUAGACUCUGAGCUGGAAGAACCCCCUCCUGUAGAACUUCCACUAAAGGUCAUCAUUAUCUCAGUGAUUUCUGGAAUUUUGCUUCUGGGAGUUAUUAUUGUGCUUAUGUGGAAGUGUGGAUUCUUCAAGAGAGCCAGUACUCGUGCCAUGUACGAAGUAAGAGGUCAGAAAGCCGAGAUGAAGGUGCAGCCAUCGGAGACUGAACGUUUAACCAAGGAGAACUGAGAGUGAUCUCUGACCUUUGAUCCCAAGCCCCUUCCCUUUGGUUGGAUUCUUCCACAGAGUCGGAUAUUCCCGUUUGGUUCAGACUCACUAUGCUGUGUGUCUCCGCCAGGAAGAAAGGCAGGGGCUGUGCACCACACCCCCCCACAACCAGAGGCAUUGGGUUACCAGUUGGAAAGAAGCAACCAGAUAUUAUUGAGGGGGAGGGACAUAAAAAAAAUGUAAUAUUUUGGGGGGUUUGGAAUACGUCUUCCCAAAAAGUGGGAUGGGAAGGAGCAGAGUAUCUUGAAAUACUGAUUGGGAAAAUUCUAAAUUAUUCUCGGGGAAAAUAUAUUCAUAACAACAAUGGGGAGGGGAACAAUAGGCACACUAGGCAACACAUUUCCUAAACCAGUAAAUUUAGGGAUAAAUUAGGUGACAAAUGACAUAAGGAGUUGCAGGGUAUCCUGCAACAAUGGGACAGAGAUAUUUUAUUACCAUGUGAUAUUGAAAUACAGGGGUGCAUCACCUUAUGACACUGGAAUAUAGGGAACACAUUAUCCUGUGACCCUGUUAAAGAUGUGACACGAGUAGAGGAGACUAAUUAUUUAAUGACACAAAGUCAGGGAUAAUAUUCUGUAAUUUUGUAACAGAGGAUAUACAUUGUUCUGUAACUCUGAAAUAAAGGGAACACAUUGUCCUGUGACACUGGAACAGAGGGACGUAUUGUUCUGUAACUGGAAUUUAGGGACAUAGUGUUCUGUACACUGUAACAGAGGGACACUUUGUUCUCUGCACUGGAAUAAAAUGACACAUUGUUCUGUAACACUGGAAUAUAGGGUAUGUUUUAUCCUGAGACACUGGAAUUGAGCAAAACACAAAACAAAAAAAUAUUUUGUGACACUUGAAUAAAGGGAUGGAAUAUGCUAUAACACUGUAGUAGAGGGAACAUAUGUGAUGCUGGAAUUAGGAUGUCAUUGUGCCUUGUGUAUAUUAUGAUAAACUCCAUAUAUAGAUGUAUAAAUAUAUAGCUAUAUUUUGACACUUCUAUUUCAAAAUGUAUGGCUAUUUUGCGUUAUGUGUUGCUGUAAAUAAACCAAAGUACUGUAGUAAAUACUUUUUUUGUAAACAAA
This is a messenger RNA of Bombina bombina (fire-bellied toad), 4519 nucleotides long. RefSeq names its product integrin subunit alpha 3 (gene ITGA3). Bases 339 to 3410 code for a protein of 1023 amino acids. The record is from RefSeq and is a predicted model, not a curated record. Lineage: Eukaryota; Metazoa; Chordata; Amphibia; Anura; Bombinatoridae. Gene Ontology annotation, cellular component: external side of plasma membrane; integrin complex. Gene Ontology annotation, biological process: integrin-mediated signaling pathway; cell-cell adhesion; leukocyte migration. Gene Ontology annotation, molecular function: integrin binding. The transcript is spliced from 26 exons.